Molecule: messenger RNA, 210 nt
Organism: Knipowitschia caucasica
Lineage: Eukaryota; Metazoa; Chordata; Actinopteri; Gobiiformes; Gobiidae
Source: the annotation of a GenBank genome assembly
AUGUGUGGAAUCUGCUCGGACCACUCUCCCAUGAGGAGUGAGACCAGGAGGAGCCACCUGGACCAGGAGGAGCCACCGGGACCAGGAGGAGCCACCAGGACCAGGAGGAGCCCCCUGGACCAGGAGGAGCCACCGGGACCAGAAGGAGCCACUGGGACCAGGAGGAGCCACGGUGACCAGGAGGAGCCACCUGGUCCUCCACAGGGUUAG